CUUUGCUCUCAGAGUUCAAUUAUGGCGGAGACGUUUUUGUUCACUAUUGCCGAAAGGGUUGUGGAGAAAAAUAGUCCAUCUCUCGGUAGAAGAAGUUAGCUUGGCUUUUAAUGUGGAAAGCGAUUUGGGUGAGCUGAAGGAGACGAUGCACAACAUUAAAGCUGUGCUCUUGGAUGCUGAGCGGCAACAACAGCAGAAUGAGAAGUUGCGCCUCUGUAUGUGGAAGCUCAGAGACAUCUUUUAUGAUGCUGAAGAUGUCAUUGAUGAUUUCUACUGUGAAGCUCUCCGCAACCCCAAUCAUCACAACAAUGAAAAGGUGCGAUUUUUAGCUUCUUGUUGUUUCCCUUUUUCAUUCUCUUUAAACAUGGGUCAUAAGAUCAAAGAGAUCAACAAGAGGUUAAACAAGCUUGCCACUGAGUGGAACAGCUUUAAUCUAGGACAGUAUACCAAUAUCCGACAUGUUUUUCACCGACAGACUCACUCUUUUGUUCACUCUUCGGAUGUUAUUGGUAGAGAUGCGGAUAAAGAGAACAUUAUUGAUCUCUUGAUGAAACCGAGUGAGGAUUGGAACAUCCCUGUCAUUCCCAUAGUUGGAAUUGGGGGUCUAGGGAAAACCACACUUACUCAAUUGGUAUAUAAUGAUUAUCGAGUUACCAGAUUUUUUCCAUUCAAGAUAUGGAUCUGUGUGUCUGAUGAAUUUGAUCUUCCUAGAUUGCUCAAGCUAAUCAUUCAAUCUUUAAGUAAAGGAGAAAAAUGUGAUGAUUUAUCAGUCGAAGCCUUGCAAACUUGUUUGAGAAAUCUUUUGCAUGAUGAAAAGUUUUUGUUGGUUCUAGACGACGUGUGGAAUGAAAAUCGUGUUAAAUGGAUUGAGUUCAGGGAUUUAUUUAGAUCAAUGGGUGGGUUAUCCGAAAGUAAGAUUAUUGUCACUACUCGGAGCUUAAAGGUUGCCUCUAUAAUGAGUUCAACUUGUCCUUAUGAAUUGAAAGGUCUCCCUCAUGAAGACUGUUUGAUUUUGUUUACAAAAUGGGCUUUCAACGAUGGUGAUGAGAGUCGGCAUCCAAAUCUCAUGAGAAUCGGGGAGGAAAUUGUGAAGAAAUGUAAAGGGGUUCCAUUGGCAGUGAGAACACUGGGAAGCCUACUGUUUUCGAAAACUGAUGCAUCUGAGUGGAUCUCUAUAAGAGAUAGUGAAAUAUGGAGACUCGAGCAAAGCGAAAACGAUAUCUUACCAGUGUUGAAGUUGAGUUACAAUCAUUUGCCAUCUCAUUUGCAGCGAUGUCUUGCUUUUUUGUCCUUGUACAAAAAGGAUGAGAUCUAUAACAGUAACGAAGUCAUCCAGUUUUGGAUGGCAAAUGAUCUGCUUGAGCAUCCAAAGCAAAAGCAAGAGUGGGAAGAUGUUGGUGAUCGGUAUUUAAACGAGUUACAGUCAAGGUGCCUCAUCCAAAAGGAGAAGGAUUACGGCAUGUAUUGUACCUUCAAAAUGCAUGAUCUGAUACAUGAUCUUACACUAGAUGUAUCACAAAAAGAGUGUAAAACAGUGAAUUCCCAAACAGAACUUGUUGACAGAAAUGUUCGACAUUUAUCAUUUACCGAUGAGAAGCUGCUAAAAGUUCCACACUUGAAGAAAUUGAAAAAUGUUCGAACGGUUAUUGUCCGGGAGGUUUUAGAGGAGUCUCUUAGACAUCUGUGUGUCUCAAAAUUCAAGUAUCUGCGAGUACUACGUUUACGUGAUUCACAUUUGACAGUUUUACCAAAUUCUAUUGGCACCUUGAAGCACUUACGAGACCUUGACUUGACCAAUUGCCGUAAUAUAAAAGAACUUCCGAGUUCUUUCGAUCAGCUUCGGUGCUUGCAAACAUUAAGAAUGAGGGGUGUUCCUUUAAUGCAAUUGCCUUGCAACAUGGAAAGCUUGAUUGAGCUUCGAUAUCUAGAAAUAACCAUUAAAGCUUCGCAUUUGAAAGAGAUUGGACCAGGAUGUUGGACUUCACUUCACACCUGGCCUUUUAUGAAUGUGACAAUUAGAAUGUUUAUUUGAAGGAAUGCAGCAUCUCACAUCACUUCGAAGACUUGUUCUGGAUGGUUGUCCUAAUCUCGUCUCGUUGCCACGAAGCCUGAAAUUUCUAACCAAAUUAGAAGACCUUUGUGUAUGCUGGUGCAAAAUUUUGUUUAGAAAUGGAACCAGAAGAGGAAGAAGAUAAAAUCCUUCAGCUGAGCCUUAAAACUUUUGUGGUUUCGGAUUCAGACGGGUUCACAGAUUUACCACGAUUGCUUCUCGAAAGAUCUUAUUCAACUUUGCAGCAAAUAAAAAUCAGUGAUUGCUCAAAUUUUGUAGUGCUACGACCGUGGCUACAACAUCUCAUUGCCCAAAUCCUCAACUCUAUAGGAGGGAAUGGACCCACUCUCCAAACAUGAGUAUGUAGUAAAACUUAAAAAUCUCAUUUCUUUUAACCGGAAAACUUACAUGUUUCAUGUGAUGACAGCCCACAGCACAGGCGUAUGAUAAUGUGAUUAGGAGGUAGUUUCUACUCAAAACAAAAGAGGUGAGCUUUCAUUU
Molecule: messenger RNA, 2551 nt
Organism: Hibiscus syriacus
Lineage: Eukaryota; Viridiplantae; Streptophyta; Magnoliopsida; Malvales; Malvaceae
Product: putative disease resistance protein RGA1
Exons: 1
Coding region: 146-2032 (628 amino acids)
Biological process (GO): defense response to other organism
Molecular function (GO): ADP binding
Source: RefSeq, a predicted model, not a curated record